Molecule: messenger RNA, 444 nt
Organism: Neltuma alba
Lineage: Eukaryota; Viridiplantae; Streptophyta; Magnoliopsida; Fabales; Fabaceae
Product: valine--tRNA ligase, chloroplastic/mitochondrial 2-like
Exons: 5
Coding region: 1-444 (147 amino acids)
Biological process (GO): valyl-tRNA aminoacylation
Cellular component (GO): cytosol
Molecular function (GO): ATP binding; valine-tRNA ligase activity
Source: RefSeq, a predicted model, not a curated record
AUGAUACUCCAAGCGACGUCCUCUGGUUCUUCUCUCUUUCCUCCUUUUCUCGCUUGCAACAGAAUCAAUUAUUUUCUCUGCUGUAAAGGACGCCGUAGCAUUCGAAUUUCUCGUUGGCAUUUCAAACCUCGACAUUUUGCAGUUGCUGCAUCAGAGAAUGGUGUCUUCACCUCUCCAGAGAUUGCAAAAUCUUUCGACUUUACUGCAGAAGAGCGCAUAUAUAAUUGGUGGGAGUCUCAAGGGUAUUUUAGGCCAAACUUUGAUCAGGGAACUGAGCCUUUUGUUAUAUCAAUGCCACCUCCUAAUGUUACAGGAUCUCUGCACAUGGGGCAUGCGAUGUUUGUGACUCUUGAGGAUAUUAUGGUUAGAUACCACCGCAUGAAGGGAAGGCCAACGCUUUGGCUUCCUGGCACUGAUCAUGCUGGUAUAGCAACUCAGAUGUGA